Molecule: messenger RNA, 10749 nt
Organism: Closterium sp. NIES-65
Lineage: Eukaryota; Viridiplantae; Streptophyta; Zygnematophyceae; Desmidiales; Closteriaceae
Source: the annotation of a GenBank genome assembly
AUGGGCGCGGGGAGCUUCCGUGCGUGCUUCUUUCCGCACAGCGGAAUGGUGGCGGGGGACUGGGACCCCGAGGACAUGGCGGAGCGCUCGGAGCGCAUCCACCGCCUGCGGAACAGGCGGAUGAAGGGGGCAGGCGAAGGGGGAAUGGCGGAGGAAGGGGCGGAAGAUUCGCAAGGGGAACUGGGUAGCGGGGAAGCUGGGGGGAGCUCCGGGAAAUUGCCGCGGAAGCGGGGAGUAAGACAAGGCAACGGUAACAAGAACGAAGCAGACAGGAAAGAGCAGGGAACAGCUAUUGGCAGUGGAGAUCCGAAUAGCGAGGAAGCUAAUAACGAGGAUGACCAAGGCAGCGAAGAGGGCAUGGCGCUAGACGAUGAAAUCCGCGAGCCGAGCUCGCUGAUGGAAGCGAUAGCGAUUAGGCGGUCCCUGCAGCGAGCACAGGGUGGAGAGGACGCAGAGAGGGGCGAGGAGGAGGACGCAGGGAGGGGCGACUGUGGCGAGAGGGAGAAGGGCGGAGCGCGUGAGGGAGGGGGAAGAGAGGGUGAGAGGGAGAGGGAUGAGCGCGGGGGAAGGGCGACUAGGAUUCAGGGCUUGGGGAUUUCAGGAGUGGAGAGAAGGGGGGAGGGCGUGACGGAAGGAGAGCGAGAGGAGGUACGGGGAAGGGAUGGAGAGAGGGAGAAGGAAGGGGGAGGGCACAGGGAGGGGAUGGGGUGCGAGAGGAGGAGGAGCAGGAGCGGCAGUGGGAGUGUGCGAAGCAGUCUGUGUAGCAUAGAGGAGGACGAGGGGGUUACAGGUGAUGGUAGCACAGCUCUUUCCACUCAUUCUCGAGACGUCUUUUCCAGCCACCCUGCUGCCAGUAGCGCAUCUGACACUAACGAGUUUCCAGUGGCGAAUGAUACGCCACUCAUGAACCUGGGAGGAAUGUCGGGUGAUAAGGAAGGACAGGAAGGCACCCAAGGGCAGGUAGGUUCGGAAGGGACGGAAGGGGCGGAAGGGCAGGUGCCACCUGGGGCAGGGCGUAUUGCUGAAGGGCGGUUCCCGGACAUGCCGCCAGCAGGGCACGUGCGGGGCCGAGGAGGGAGCGAGGGAGCUGAGCUGGGUGGCUUUUCACCUGGCAGAUCACCUGGCAGAUCACCUGGCAGAUCACCUGGCAUGUCGCCUGCGUUUUCACCUGGGCACCCGGCUUCGCCAACUCCUGCGUUUUCACCUGGGCACUCACCCUCCCGUACCCCUGCUAGAUCGCCCCUCCGGCCUCCUCGCCCGUCUCGGUCAUCAUCCCUGUCAGAAGGGAGACUGGAGGUGAAGCCAGAUGGUCGCACAGGUAGCCCUGCUGCUGCUGUUGCUGCUUCCUCACCCCCCCAGGCAUCCCCCCCAGCUUCCCAUGCCCAAUCGAAGGCGUUCCCAACCUCAGCAUCAGCAUCGGCAUCGCAAUCAGCAUUGGCAUCGCAAUCAGCAUCGGCAUCGCAAUCAGCAUCGGCAUCGCAAUCAGCAUCGGCAUCGCAGUCAGCAUCGGCAUCGCAGUCAGCAUCGGCAUCGCUGUCACCAUCCAUGUCCCCAUCGCGCCUGCUUGCAGCUAUGCCGUCGCACCCCUCGCCAAACAUUCCCGUGUCCAAGUCUGGAUUUGAUCUUCCCCCUGCCGCGCACUCGUGGGCACCCGCCACCACCUCACACGCCUCCCCUCCUUCCUCUCGCUUCCAGCCUGGUCCUUCCCUUACACAGAAAGAGCAGCAGCAGCAGCAGCAUCACCAUUCCAAGUCACUUUUAGACGGGGCAAGCACCGCCCUAGAUGCCAUGGUGACUGUAAGGAGGGUUCCCAGAGUCCCAGGAGGCAAAGGGGGUUGGAGGGAAGCUGCUUCUGCAGGAGGAGACGAUUUCGGGCUCGGAGCCUCAGGAGGUUCGGCAGGGUCAGGCUCGGGUCUCCGAGGCUCGGUUCUCCACUCGCGGUCGUUCCGAGGAGGUUCGGCCGGAGCUGCGAUGGCUGCAGCUGCUGCAGUGGCAGCAGCAGCUGUAGCAGGUGGGGGUGGGGCAACGGGUGCUAACAGCCCGUUGCUGCAGGCUAAGAGAAGACAGGCAGGAUCAAGUUCUAUGAGGGGGAAGAGCUUAGCAGCACUGGAUUUUGAAAGGAUACUGGCCAGUGGGGGAGGUGAGAGGAGAGGGGGCGGUGAUGGUGGUGGUGGCGCUAUUGGUGGUGGCUUGGGUGGUGGUAUGGGAAGAGGAGUGGAUGGAGAGGGGGAGGAUUCGGAGUGGGAAGGGAGAUUGGAGCUCGAGGAGUGGGAGAGGGCGAGUGGGAUUGGAGUGAGGGGGAUUGGAAAGAGGGUCAGUGGAGUGAGGGAGGCGGGAGUGAGGGAGGAUAAGGCAGGAGGUGAAGGGCUUGGGGAGGAGGAGGUUCGAAGACCACCAGGGGACGCACUGUUGCUUCCAGCAGAGGCUGGCCAGUCAGCAUUCGAGGGGGCAAUUUUUGAGUUGACCCAAAAGGUUGGGGAGGAGGAGGUUCGAAGAUCACCAGGGGAAGCAGUGCUGCUUUCAGCGGAGGCUGGCCAAUCAGCGUAUGACAGGGUGGGUGGGGGACUUGGAUGGGAGACUCUGGGGGAAAAACGUGAUGCAGGGAGUUUGCAAGGGGGAGAGAGGAGUCUGCAAGGGGGAGGGGAGAGUUCGCAAGGGGGAGGGGGGAGUUUGCAAGGGGGAGUGGGGAGUUCGCAAGGGGGAGGGGGGAGUUUGCAAGGGGGAGUGGGGAGUUCGCAAGGGGGAGGGGGGAGUUUGCAAGAGGAAGAGGGGAGUUUGGCAGUGCAGGCGUGUGGAAGCAGAGAGGAGAUUUCUUAUGGGGCGCCUCAAAAGUCGUCUGCUGCGUGUGAGGGGAGUGAGAGUGGAGGCAGAGAGGGAGGAGGCGAACUGCAAGGCGUGGUGGAGGAGGAAGAGGAUGAAAAGAGUAGGGAGAGAAGGGAGAGGAGGGAGAGGAGGGAGAGGAGGGAGAGGAGGGAGAAGGAGAAGGAGAGGAAAGAAAGAAGAGAGAAGGACGGAGAGAAGAGGGUGGAAAAAGAAGCAGGGACUGCAGGGAUUGGAGGGGAAGAGGGAGGAGCAGGCCAGGUAGUGGGGGGAGUGAGGGAGGGAGAGGGGGGAGUGGGGGAGGGAGAGGGGAGAUUGGUGGGAGGGGAAACGGAGAGGGACGGGGACAGGAGUGCGGAAGUGCGUGUAUUAAGUGGUAGAAGUGAUAGUGUGGGAAGUGGCAGUGUGAUAAGUGACAGUAUGAGGAGCGAUACUAUGAGAAGUGAGGAUAUCAAGAGAAGCGACACGAUGAGAAGUGAGACGAUGAAACGGAAUAGCAUGAGAAGUGACAGUAUGAGAAGCAACAGUGGCAAAGCUCUAAGGAAGAGCAGGAGUACUAAGGGUGAGGAUAGGGUCAAGACAGAGAAGAGGCACAAGGUAAAGAAAUCCACCAGUGGCGAUGCUGCUGCUGCUAUUAGCCCUAGCAGCAACGCAUCAAGGUCUGUAGAGAGGACUGACAGUAACGCAGCAAGCUCUAUAACGAGGACAGAGAGCUCUGUAACAAGGACAGAGAGCAAUGCGAGUACUAGCUUCGAUACAGGAACUUGCGGUAGCAUCAGCCCCAUGGAAAGCCCUAGCAGUAGCUGGAAGGAGGGUGACACUGGUGGGCGGGAGCUUGGCAGGAGCGCGAGGGAGCGUGGUGGUAGCAGGAGGGAGGGCGGCAGUGGUAAGGGACCAGGGGAGGUUGUGAGUCCGAGCAGUGGUGAUGGGAGGAGGAUAGGGAAGAGUAGUAGUAGGGGAACGGGGCAGAUUGUGAGUCCGAGCAGUGGUGAUGGGAGGAGGAUAGGGAAGAGUAGUAGUAGGGGAACGGGGCAGAUUGUGAGUCCGAGCAGUGGUGACGGGAGGAGGAUGGGGAAGAGUAGCAGCAGACGGAAUGGGGUUGCUGGUGGGGGAGAGGAGGAGGGAGGAGGUGAGGUGUCAUCUAGGAGAAGGAAAGAUGGGAGGAGGGAAGGGAGGAAGGAAGGGGAGAAGAGGGAUGGGGGAGGGGACGGGAAGGGGAAGGAUGCAAAGGGGAAGGAGAAGAGGGAGGAGGUGGAGAGAGUGGAAGAGGAGAAAAGAGGAGGGAAAGAAGAGGGUACGAUCGAAGAGGGCAGAAUUGGAGGGGAUAGGGCUCAAGAGGAUAGGGAUGCGGUGGAGGGCGGUGGAGAGGCAGAAUCAUCGGAAGGUGUGAUAGAGUGGACCAAGCUAGGAGUCGUGAAAGGGAGGGAGAAGAAGAGGGAGAAAGAGAGAGAGCAGGAGAGGGGGACAAGGAGAGAGAAAGAGAGAGAGAAAGGGAGAGAGAAAACAAGAGUGGGGGAGGCAGAGGAGGGGAGUGUAGCAGAGGGAGAGGGAGUAGCAGAGGCAGCCACCACUGAAGCUGGGCUGUCUGGAAAACUCACAGAGGGAGCAACUCCUGCUGCUGCUGUUAUGCCUGGUUUGCCUCGAGAUUUCACCAUGGCAGAUUUGGGCGCUUCUCCUGAGACGUCUCAACGGGGUGCUGCUGCUGUCAUGCCCAGUUUGCCUCGAGAUUUCACCUUGGUGGACCUGGGCAAGCCUUUUGAGUCGGCUGAAAAGGGUGCUGCUGCUGCUGUUUCUGUACCGGGUUUACCUCGGGAUUUCACCAUGGCAGAUUUGGGGAAGGCGGGGCCAGGAGUGGGGUUAACAGGGUCAACUGGGUCAACUGGGUCAGUGGGUUUUUCAGAGCUAGCAAUUCCAGCAAAUUUAUCAGGUUCAAUCGGAUCAACGCAGGUCAACAGCAUACUGGUCAAUGACGGACAGGUCAGCAACGGCAGCGGACAGGUCAGCAACGGACAGGUCAGCAGCGGACAGGUCAGCAGCGGCACGGACGAGUUUGACUUUGCGAGUCCAUUGCUUUCAGUGCGCGUCCCAGUGCGCCCCCUCUCCUCGCUCUCUACCGUAUCUAACACCUCAGAACCCCAUUCUGAACGCUCAGAACCCCCCUCCACCGCCACAGGACCCCUUACUGUUCCAGGCGAGGAACUGAGAGGAGGAGUCAUGUCCCAAGGGAGGCCAGAGGCGGAAGAAGAAGUGGACGCUCAGGAGAGGAUGGUUUCAGAGCUCGUGUUCAAAGGCAAGAAGAUUCGAGUGAGAAGCGAGCAGGAGCAAUGCGAUGCUCACAGUGGCCGGGAGGUGCUAGCCGAGCAGCGCGAGCAGGGCGAGCAGACCUGUGAGGCGCCUCAAAAGCAGGCAGAGCAGGGCAGACAGGAUGAUGAGCAGGGCGAGGGCGACCCUAUGACAGGCGGUCUCCAAGCCCCUCAACACGAUCCCCACCUGCCUCCUCUCAACACGGUGCAGCCCACCGCUCGCCCCACCAGUUCUGGGUUCCAGUUCCGCCCUCUACUCCUCUCAGCCCCCUCCGAUUCCCCAGGCCCCUCAGGCCCCCCGGGUUUCGCAGGCUUCUCAGGCUCGUCCCAGCGCUCUGCUCCCCCCACACCCUUUGGCUUCACCGGCACCAGCGGCAGCAGCGGCGGCGGCGGUGGCGGUGGUGGGGGUGGUGUGAGUGGUGUGAGAGAUGGGCAGCACUGGGAUCAUCAUGGGCCUUCAGGUGCUGCUGCUGCUGCUGGGGGUGGGUUUCUAGCAGGGGGUGCAGCAGGGAGCAGCAGUAAGUGGCAGUGUGGUCAGGAGUUUGGGCCGAUAGGGGCGGCUAGAGUGAGGGCUCAGAGGUGUAGGGAGCACUGGACUCUGCUCUUCAUGGAUCUGCUCGAUCUCAUGCUCAAACGGACGGCUGGAGAUGAGUCUGUGGACGAUGAGGGUGAUCUGAUGGUGAAUCGGACGGCUGGGGAUGGGUGUGUGGGUGGGGAGGGGGGUGGUGGUGGUGUAGGGUGGGGGCAUGAGGGGAAGCGAUGGGAGGGGGGUCAGGAUGAGUGGGUGACCGAGGAUGCUUGUAAGGGGUAUAAGAGGUGUGACGAAGGGGAGGAGGGUAGAGAGGAGGUGUAUAGGGAAGGUGGGUUCAGUCUGGCUCGGAUGCGGCCUGACAGCUUUGGCGGCAGCAGCGGCAGGCUCGGCAGCAGCAGCGGGAGGCUCGGGUCGAUGGUCCGAGCCUCGUCAUCAGCUGCGGCACACCGGGACUUCGAGUGGAUCUGUGAGAAAUUCCGAAGCGCAACGGAGCUCUCUGAUAGGCUGAAAGAGCGCCACGUCAGCGAGGCGUUUACUGUAGCACUGGCUGUGUGGUUGAGGUUCUGGGAGCAGUGGGGGGACGGGCCUCCCGAUUGGGCAGAGGAGGAGGAUGAGGGGGAGGUUCUGCUGGAGGAAGGAGAGGAGGGAGAGGAGGGGGAGGAGGGGGAGGCGUAUGGGGAGGAGCAUAUGGAAAGGAUCCCUUCAGGUGCUUGGUUGAGUAGUGAGGGAAGGGGAGGAGGAGGGGGAGAGGGAGGGGGAGGAGGGGGAGGAAGGAGUAUAGGGAGGCAGAGGUCGUUAGGCUGGGUUGAUGAGGAGAGGACUGGGAUAGGCUCGCCCGAGCCUUGGGCUCGUAGGGACAGCUUUGGGCGAGUGAGCCGAACCAACAGCAUCAACCGAACCAACAGCAUCAACCGGACCAACAGCAUCAACCGAACCAGCAGCAUCAGCCGAACCUUCAGCCGAACCAGCAGCCGCGGCGGCCUCACAACGGCCCGAGUGAACAGCAGAGGGAGCAGUUUGCGCGAGGGGGGAAGCAUGAGGGAGGGAGGGGGACUGCUGCGCCUCUCCUCAACUAUCUCCUCCACCACUGCCCCUGAACUAGCAGACUUAGCAGGGUUAGGGUUCGCACGCAUUCAAGAUGACCUGGCUGAAGCUGCUGGGAUGCUGGCAGGGGUGGGGGCGGGGUCUGCUUUUGAGUCCACUCAAAAUCUAGCAGGGGUGGGGGCGGGGUCUGGGAGACAGGAGGAGACGUGUGGGGGGGAUGAGGUGGGGAGCGGCGUAGUGUUAAGUGGGAGGGAAGCUGGGAACGGGAACGGGGGGAAGAGUGGCGGUGGGUUGGCUGGGCCUGUUUCCAGGCCUCAACGGUGGCUCAGCAUGGAAGCUGGUGCAGUUGCUGCUGCAGGUGCCUAUGGCAGUGGUAGUAGGGGCAGAGGAGCGGGGGAGCGUGAGGGGGACGAGGAGGAGGAGGAGCAGGAGGGGGCGUAUGGGAAGUCGCUGACAACAGCAGCAGUGGAAGGGGGCAGCGGCCGCAUGGCCUAUGCAGGCGACGGGAGGGGGCGAGGGGCGGGCAGAGGCAGAGGCGGGGAGGAAGGGGCGGGGAGAGGGGCAGAGGGGCGGCCUGUGCUGGCAGCACCUGCAGCAGCGGCGGCGGUGCGUGUGUUUGUGUGGGAUCCAGAGGGCAGCAUUCAGGAGCAGCUGGUUAGCAUGGCUCUCUGCUCUGACCUGCGCGCUGCUGUCCCUGCUCUCCCUGCUGCUGCUCCCGCUGCUACUGCUGCCAGUGCUGGUGCUGAGGGUGCUGAUGGGGGUGGGGGUAGCGUCGAUAUCGCCCAAGGGUCUGCUGACGCACCAACAGCAGGAGCAGCGAAUCUCCCCGCAGCUGCACCCCCAACACCACCAGCAGAGCGGGGAUACACAGACCAGUUCCUCGCCUCGCGCUGCCACCAUGACAACAUCCUCGUUUUUGUCGGCCUCGCUGCAGCGGUGAGCGUGUGGCGCCCCGCUACAGCCGCCCUCAUUCUCCUGCGCCUGCUCGACCGCAUCGCCUUCUUCGAGCUACAGCUGGAGCGAGAGCAGGCUGUAGCGGCAGCUGUAGCAGCAUCCGCAGCUGUUGCUGCCGCCGGCGCUGGUGCUGGUACUGGUGGUGGUGGUUAUCAAAGGCUGGGAUCGGUUAGGGGAGGAAGUGCAGGUGCAGCAGGGGGGGGAGUGGGGAGCUUGAGGGGCUCUCCUCGUGCCGCUGUGCCUGUGUCACGGUCCUUUGCACCUAUCGGUCACAACCGCACACCCAGCAUGCAGUUAAUGCAGCAGCAGCAGCUGAUGCUUCUUCAGUUCAACCCAGACGCAGACGAACCUGUUUCUCACAAAUCCACCGCUCUGCACCCCUCUCACCGACCCCCCAGCUCGAGCUUCGGCGGCGCCACCUCCGGCAGAGGCUCGGAGACUAUGGCAGAGGUAGCACUAGCAGAAGGGCUUGCAGCUGCCACCCACUCGAGCCUGGAGGAACGGUGUGAGGAGCAGGAUCGGCUGUACCUACAGCUCAGCCUCGGCCCGGGCCUGCUGGGGAUGACCCUGGCGGCGACGAUGAGGGAACUUGAGCAUAUACACCCGGACGACAGCAUGGCAAUUGCGAGUCUAGCCCAGGAAUUAGGGUUAGACGAGGCGGCGUUUCAUGCCGCACUGAGGGCCGUUUCCAGUGGGAGGCUCAAGGCUGCUGGGUUCGAUCGGGUGAUUGGAAUGGUAUUUACAGGUAGAGGGGUUGAGUCGGUUACAAUGCGGUUUGCUAGGCUGGCUGCUGCGGUGAAAACGGCCCAGUUCUGGGGGUCUGGGGUAGGGCCUGGGGCGGUAGAGGGGGCCCAUCUCUCUCCCCUCUCCUCUCCUAAUACAGGAGGGAGGAGUGCUGGGGGAGCAGCGCAAGGGGGGAGGAGCGCAGGAGCAAGCAGUAGUAGAGGUGGGGGGACAGGCUCAGACGCUGCCGUCAAGGCGGAUCCAGAUAUUACCUCCCCUAGAGCAGCAGCAGCAGCAGCAGCAGCAGCAGCAGCAGCAGCAGCCAAAGCUGCCGGCUCUGAUCCUCUCUCCCCCUCUUCCACUUCCUCUCCUGCUCUCUCUGGUUCAACAGUUCCCUCAGCCUCCCCCUCCCCGUCUCUCUCCGCGGCUGCUCCUGGUUGGGCUGCUGCUGCCUUUGCAGUUGCCUCUAGUUGGGGCUCUGCGCUUGCCUCCCAGGCUAGUUCCGGAGCUGCAGCUGCGGCAGCAGGUUCUGGGAAAGGCUCGGCGGCAGGCUCGGUGGGUGGGUUGUGGGCGGCUGGCAGAGCAAGCGCUCCAGUGGUUGAUGCUGGACCAGGCGGUGCGUCAGGUGGUUCUUCAGGUGGUGCCUCAGGUGCCGGCAACAAUUCUGAUGCCACUGGUCCCAGCGCUGGUGGUAGUGGUGUCGAACUGGUAGCAAGGGAGGGGAGGAGACGGGGAGGGAGCGAAGGCGAGGUGGGAGCAUGGCUGAGUGAAGGGGCAGCAGAGGAGGGGCGGGAGGACGGGGAGGCGUUAUCUGGUGCGGGUAGAUCCAAGCCAGGGCACGCCCGGGGCAAGAGUGACAUUCCUACGCUGUGGCUGGGGGGAGGGAGCGGCACCAGCGGAAGUGGCACCCUUUCUUCCCCUUCUGCUGCUGCUGCUGCUGCAGCAGGGGGAGGAGGAGGGGCGAGAGGCUGGGCUGGAAGCUUCUUCUCCAGCACCCCCCACGGAAGCCCGAGAGGUGCUGGCAGUGCUGGUGGUGCUGGUGCUGGCGCAGCAGGGAAUUGGGGGGGAGCUGCUGGGAUGGGCCCAGGCGGGGGUCUAGGAGGGGGGAUGGGAGGCGGAGUGGGUAAGACUGGCACUGGCACCGGCAUGGGCACAGGCCUGGGCAGUGGCACGGGUACGGGCAGCAAGCCGUCGAGUGCGGUGUUCCUGACUCCGCGCACCUCCCAGCAGAACUCGUACGUGGCGGAGUUUGUGGAUGCGAUGCUGCGCAGCGAAGUGAUGCGCCGGCAGCACGCGUGGGCGUACGAGCUGCUGCUCAACUUCCUCAGGAUCAACAGCCGAGGGGCGCCCAUGGAGGAAAGAGAGCUCAACCUCUGCGCGCAGGUGCGUGGGCAAGUGGGUGGGUUGUGGUGUGGUGUGGUGUGGGAGAUGGAGGAGCGGGCAGUCUCUAAGAUGGAGGGAAUGGACGAUCCAGGCGUGCAGUGCAGGUGCGGUGGUGGCCCAUGUGGGUGCGCGUGGGGCGCCUGGCCAAGCGACAGUACGACCUGCCCAGCCGCGCCUGCUGGUUGUGCUGGCGGUGGUGGUGAUAGUGGUGGUGGUGUGGCACAGACGCGCCUUUCACUCUCUCACCUGCUCCCAUGUCUCUCCCUGUUCUCGCCCGCUGUCCUGUUCCCCUGCUUGUGCGUGCCUGGUCUGCAGGUGCUACUCACCAAGUGGCUGGGCGAGGGCGAGGUGGGGGAGAUGGAGGAGAGGGCAGUUCACAAGAUUGAGGGAAUGGACGACCCGGGCGUGCAGGUGGGGUGGCCCAUGUGGGUGCGAGUGGGGCGCCUCGUGGAGCGCCAGUACGACCUGCCGCGCCUGCUGCACGCCAUGCAGAGCCUCUCCAUCUGGUUCAACUAUGACGAACUGGAGGAGGACGGCACGUGCAGCAGCACCACCGUCUCAACUGUCUUUGACUGGGGCCUGGCCGGCCUGCUACAGGAUCUGCCGCCCAGAGACGACGCCGCCCAGUCGCUGCUGGACAUACUUGACCCAGAAGAUGACGAAUGGAUCGACGUCUCGCUCGCUGUUGCCGCCCGGAUGGCGCUGCCGACCGGCAACUGGUGGCCGGUGCAGGGCGGCGGAGGGGUGGCGGGGUUCGUCGCCAAGCUGCUGUCACUGAUAGAAGAGUGCGGUGAGCCCACCCCCCAGCAGCAGAGCAGGGCUGUGAAGGUGGCGCUGCGGCUGUGGAGCUGGGCCAUGCCCAAGCGGGAGCAGCUGCAGGAGCAGUGCGAGACGGAGGAGGAGCUGAUGGAGGUGUGGCAGCGGUCUGCCUCGGCCAUCUGGCGAUCCGUGGCGUGCGGAGGUAUGCUGCUGGUGCUGGCAGCCGGGUAA